UAGUACUCUCCUUGUGGCUCUUCAAAGGUCGCAAAAGAAAAAGCAUGGUGGAAACAGCUGUAUAAAAGAGAAUUAUUAAAAUUAGAUAGACAAGUAGACAAGACGAGUCUCUCUUUCUGUCUCUCUCUCUCUCUUCUGCGCACUCAGCAUUAAAUUGAGCUAAAUUCUAAACUCUAAUACGAGUUUGAGAAUUCCAAGUUGAGAGAGAGCUUGCUUGGGGAGGAGGAGAGCAGAGAGGAUCGAGGAAGAAUGAAGCAUGUUGUGUGGUGGUGGUUGUGGUUGGUGACGGUGGCAUUGGCGGCUGCGGAUGCGAACGGAUCCCAGAAAUAUGAGAAACAUCCAUCUUCGUUAGAGUUUCAGUUUGCCGACGAGGAGGAUGCGGCGGCAGCAGCGGCGGCGCCUGAGCUCAUGGUUGGCCUCACUCUUAUCGACUCUGCGGCUUCCAAAGGAGCUGUCUGUUUGGAUGGCACAUUGCCUGGUUACCAUCUUCAUGGUGGGUAUGGAUCGGGUGCAAAUAGCUGGCUGAUUCAGUUGGAGGGAGGUGGGUGGUGUAAUACAAUCAGAAAUUGUGUUUUCCGUAAAACCACUCGCCGCGGUUCUUCCAAGUACAUGGAAAAGCAAUUACCGUUCACUGGAUUAUUGAGCAAUAAACCUCAACAAAACCCUGAUUUCUUCAACUGGAACAGAGUCAAGCUCCGUUACUGCGACGGGGCAUCUUUCAGUGGAGACAGUCAGAAUGAGGCUGCACAACUUCAAUUUCGAGGGCAAAGGAUAUGGUUGGCUGCCAUGGAUGAGUUAAUGUCGAAGGGAAUGCAGAAAGCUGACAAGGCUUUUCUUUCUGGAUGCUCUGCUGGGGGUCUGGCAUCCAUACUACACUGUGAUGAGUUCCGGGACAUGUUUCCAGAAACUACCACGGUGAAAUGUCUAAGUGAUGCUGGAAUGUUCCUUGAUGCAACUGAUGUAUCUGGUGGGCACACAUUAAGGAAUUUUUAUGCAGAUGUAGUUAGCUUGCAGGAAGUGCAAAAAAAUCUGCCUAAGACUUGUCUCGAUCAUCUAGACCCAACUUCGGUAAUCCUCUGUUUAAUUGAAUUUGAUGGUAUGUGUGUGAAUACAAUUUUAACUCCCUCUCUCCCUCUCUCUCUCUCUCUCUCUCUCUCUCAGUGCUUUUUUCCUCAGAAUUUGGUUGCAAAUGUUAAGACCCCCAUGUUUCUUCUCAAUGCAGCCUAUGAUGUAUGGCAGGUGCACGCUAGUUUAGCCCCUCGAUCGGCUGAUCCUCAUGGAGUAUGGAACGAAUGCAAAGGAAAUUAUGCACUUUGUAACUCAUCCCAGAUCCAGUUUCUCCAAGACUUCAGAAAUCAAAUGCUCAAUGCUGUUAGUGAUUUCUCAAAGUCUAAUAAAAACGGAUUAUUCAUAAAUUCCUGCUUCGCUCACUGCCAGUCCGAGAGACAAGAUACGUGGUUUGCUGAUGAUUCUCCUCUUCUUGAAAACAAGGCAAUUGCUGUGUCUGUUGGAGACUGGUAUUUUGAUAGAGUGCCGGUUAAAGCUAUUGACUGUGCAUACCCCUGCGAUAACACCUGCCACAAUCUUAUGUCCAACGAGGAUUUAUCUUCGUCCGUGACAUAUUCUCAGUCCACAAGAUUGUCCUUUACCGUGCUAAAUCUGCUAAGUGUCUUGAUGGUGCCCAUAAUUUGUUCCAGAUGCAUCAUGUGGUUUCAGUAUGCCCAGUGAUGAUAGGUGGUAUCUCUGUCUCUCUGUGGGCAGAGACUGCAAUUUUCGCCUUCUAUUUGUUUCUUUAAUAUCACGAGGUAGGUUUUAAUUUACUAGCUCGCUGGGACAAACCCUCCAGCAUUGAUUGUCUCCUUAGGCCUGACUGCGGCCAUUAAUUGUUAACGCAGUUUGAUUUAGAGAGAGAAAGCUAGGGCUAAAAACUUUACCUCAAUUUUAUCUCCUGGACCCAGAGUUUCACCCAAAUAAGUAUGGCGUUGUUUCUUCGUC
Molecule: messenger RNA, 1995 nt
Organism: Pyrus x bretschneideri (Chinese white pear)
Lineage: Eukaryota; Viridiplantae; Streptophyta; Magnoliopsida; Rosales; Rosaceae
Product: pectin acetylesterase 3
Exons: 12
Coding region: 250-1728 (492 amino acids)
Biological process (GO): cell wall organization
Cellular component (GO): plant-type cell wall
Molecular function (GO): pectin acetylesterase activity
Source: RefSeq, a predicted model, not a curated record